This is a messenger RNA of Ilex paraguariensis (yerba mate), 408 nucleotides long. Lineage: Eukaryota; Viridiplantae; Streptophyta; Magnoliopsida; Aquifoliales; Aquifoliaceae. The record is from the annotation of a GenBank genome assembly.
AUGGGCAACACGCAAAGGUGUUGUUUGGCCUGUUUUCUUCCCUGUGGAGCCCUAGACUUGAUCCGUAUAGUCCACCUGAAUGGCUACGUAGAAGAAAUAACACGUCCAGUCACGGCCCGUGAGGUCCUCAACAACAACCCUAACCAUGUUUUGACCAAACCCUGCUCUCAGGGGAUGGUCCGGCGGAUCCUGAUACUGUCGCCUGAGUCGAAGCUCAAACGAGGAAGCAUAUACUUCUUGAUUCCGGCAUCAUCGCUGCCGGAAAAGAAGAAAAGUCGAAACCCUAAGAAGUCCUCCAAAAGGAGUAAGAAGUGCAGCUCUAACGAACUCGAUUCUAAUAGUUACUUGUCCGACAUUAUGUCGGAAAAGAAGUCGUCACGUCGGGAUCGCCGGAGCAGACGGAUUGGG